Molecule: messenger RNA, 2792 nt
Organism: Neopsephotus bourkii (Bourke's parrot)
Lineage: Eukaryota; Metazoa; Chordata; Aves; Psittaciformes; Psittacidae
Gene: IFT56
Product: intraflagellar transport 56
Exons: 18
Coding region: 123-1787 (554 amino acids)
Biological process (GO): intraciliary anterograde transport; intraciliary transport involved in cilium assembly
Cellular component (GO): ciliary base; ciliary basal body; intraciliary transport particle B
Molecular function (GO): intraciliary transport particle B binding; protein binding
Source: RefSeq, a predicted model, not a curated record
CAGUCCCGAGCCGGCGCCUAUUCGACGCUGCGCUGGGGCCUGCGCCGCGGCCCUCCACUUCCCCGCCGUUACCCCGGCAACGGCGCCGUCGACAGAGUGAGGAGUGCGGGCCUGGCGGCAGGAUGAUGCUCUCCCGGGCCAAGCCGGCAGUGGCGGAUACCCCGCCGCCGUUAGACAGCCGGAGGAAGAAAGGGAAGAAGGUGCCGCAGCUGGAAGAGCUCCUGGCCGUGAGGGACUUCACCGGCGCAAUCGCCUUGCUGGAGUUUAAACGGCAAGUGGGUGAGCAGGAGGAAGAUACUGACCUUUGGAUGGGAUACUGUGCCUUUCAUUUGGGUGACUACAAGAGAGCACUGGAGGAAUAUGAGGCCUUAACCAAACAACCAGCUUGCAAUCCAGAUGUUUGGGUGAACCUUGCCUGCACAUAUUUCUUUCUGGGAAUGUAUACACAAGCUGAACAAGCAGCCUUGAAAGCACCUAAGAGUUGUCUUCAGAACCGUUUACUCUUUCACCUGGCACAUAAGUUCGGUGAUGAGAAGAAACUGAUGAGCUCUCAUCAGAAUCUGCAUGACAUUACAGAAGAUCAGCUUAGCUUGGCAUCUAUCCACUACAUGCGGUCCCACUACCAAGAAGCUAUUGAUAUCUACAAACGCAUUCUUCUUGAUAAUCGGGAAUAUCUGGCCUUGAAUGUGUAUGUGGCCCUAUGCUAUUACAAACUGGAUUACUAUGAUGUAUCACAGGAAGUGCUAGCUGUUUAUCUUCAGCAAGUUCCUGACAGUACCAUUGCUCUUAACCUUAAGGCUUGUAACCAUUUCCACCUUCACAAUGGGAAGGCUGCUGAGGCAGAGCUCAAGAACUUGACAGAGAGUGCUUCAUCAUCAUUUGAGUUUGGCAAAGAGCUCAUUAAGCACAAUCUGGUGGUGUUCCGAGGAGGAGAAGGGGCUUUGCAGGUCCUGCCUCCUCUGGUGGAUGUUAUUCCUGAGGCAAGACUAAAUCUUGUGAUUUACUACCUCCGGCAAGAUGAUGUGCAGGAGGCUUAUAACCUGAUGAAGGACCUGGAACCUACAGCUCCACAGGAGUACAUCCUCAAAGGAGUGGUAAAUGCAGCAGUUGGACAAGAAAUGGGCUUGAGAGAUCAUCUGAAAAUUGCUCAGCAGUUUUUCCAGUUGGUGGGUGAAUCAGCCAGUGAAUGUGAUACCAUUCCAGGAAGACAGUGCAUGUCCUCCUACUUCUUUCUUCUUAGACAGUUUGGUAAUGUCCUGAUUUACCUCAACUCAGUCAAGAGUUACUUCUACAAUGAUGAUACUUUUAACUUCAACUAUGCUCAAGCCAAAGCUGCCACAGGCUGUUUUAAUGAGGCUGAAGAGGUGUUCCUUUUGAUCCGGAGUGAGAAGAUAAAGCGUGAUUUUGUUUACCUUAGCUGGCUAGCUCGCUGCUAUAUUGUGAAUAAGAAACCACAGUUGGCCUGGAAGCUCUAUCUGGAGAUGGAGACGUCAGGAGAUUCAUUUAGCCUGUUGCAGCUCAUUGCCAAUGAUUGUUACAAAUUGCGUCAGUUUUACUAUUCAGCCAAAGCAUUUGAUGUUCUGGAGAGACUGGACAGCAAUACUGAAUACUGGGAAGGCAAGAGAGGUGCUUGUGUGGGUGUCUUUCAAAUGAUCUUAGCUGGACAAGAAGCAAAAGAGACUCUACGGGAAGUAUUGCAUCUUCUGAAGAGCACUGGCAAUUCUCAAGUAGAAUACAUUGUCCGCAUCAUGAAAAAGUGGGCCAAGGAGAACAGAGUCCCUGUUUAAGUCAGUGCCACAAAAUGAACUGGGUCAGUUACUGCUCUGUGCGUGGCUUCAAGAUGUGGGUCCUGGUUUCUUCUGUGCAUUCUGGGUAUCUCCUUCCUUGCAAAACUUUAAAUGAUCAAGCAGAUUGACGCAGCUGAGCAACAGUGUAGUGGAGUGAGAUUGCAAAACAUGCAGCAAGUUUGGUUUGGGUUUUUUUUGGUUGGUUGGCUUUUAAACCUUUACUGGUACUUUUCCUGUUGCAUCAAUCUCUAUUCCUCAUUCUAAUUUUCAGGUUUUUAGUAAUAGUUCCAGCUGUCCACAAGUCAGAGUGUUCCUCAGAUUUCUCCACACAAGUUACUGGACUGCUCUGUGGGCUUUUUUUCCAGCAAGCCUUCUGGCCUCUGGAGAAAACUCAUUUGUUGAAUGACUGAGAAUUGUUGAAUGACUCUAUUCAGCAAGUGAUGGAAUGUGCAUAUAGAGAAGAUGACAGGGACUACCAAAAGCAAAUACUAGGGUAUCAGGUAAUAUGUAAACACGUAUAUUACCUGUCUGGAGUAAAAUACAAACCAUGUUCUGAGCACUGUCCUUUUCUGGAUAAAUCUUAAUAACUAUUACCAUCAUUUAUUUGGCUGACUGUAUUGUUUAAUCUUGCUUUGUAGGUUUGACAUUCAAAACACUGAUUCAUGUUAAUACAAUUCAUGUGAGUGAUCCAUUUAGUUUAGCAAUCUGAUGGAUAAAAGAGCAGGAUGCUUUGAAUAAUUUUCUUCAGCAUUUACCACCCUCAUUAGCAAUAUAUUUAUUAUACUUGGGAUUUAUUAUACUCUCCUGUUCUUUAAAGAGAACAGUUCAGGGAAUAUAUAAUUCUAAGAAGGCAUCAGUUGUAAUAUAGAAAUGUGUUAUAAUUUUUGUAGUGUGAAACGUGUACAUUGUUUCUAAAAGGAAAGUUUACAUUUUGUUGAUCUGUAAAAUACUGACAAAGUAUUUUUUUAUCUUUUUAGGGGGAACUCAGAAUACUGUAUUCUCUAU